UCUUUGGUCAAAUAAUUAUUGGAAUACUAUGCUUUCUUGGUGCUGUUUACUGUAAGCUGUCUUUGAUAACAAUUUUUCGUGGACUUGAUCCCACAGUGAUUGACCUUAAGGAACCUCCGUCCAACCAAAGCAGUUAAGGCUAUAAAAAUUGCUUCACCUUUAAGUUCAGCAAUCAAUUCAAAAAAAUCCCUUCAUCUUCUCUGUGUGUUGGUGUGAAACCAAAAUGGGAAGAGAUCUGUGGCUGUUUCUUGCCAUAACUGGCCUGUUUAGCAGCUUGGCAGUUGGAGACUGGAACAUCUUGAAUCAGAGGAGGAAGCCUGUAGAUGUGGGUGGCACCAACUUGAAGAAUUACUGUGAGAGUUGGAGGAUGAAUGUUGAGCUCAACAACAUAAGGGGAUUUGAUGUUGUCCCCCAAGAAUGCAUUGGGUACAUUGGAAAAUACAUGACAUCGACUCAAUAUAAGGUUGACAUCGAGAGGGCAGUCGAGCAAGUUGCACUCUAUCUAAGUAGCUGCUGCAGAUUUAAAGGUGAUGGCAAAGAUGCUUGGAUAUUUGACAUUGAUGACACUCUCUUGUCCACUGUUCCUUACUUCAAAAAACACAACUUCGGGGGGGAGGGACUGAAUGCAACCUCUUUGGAAGGAUGGAUGAGAGAGACCAAGGCGCCGGCUCUUGAGCACUCACUGAAACUCUUCCAUGAGAUAAGAGGCCAAGGGCUUAAGAUUUUUCUGAUCUCAACAAGAAGGGAAUGCCUUAGAGAUGCCACUGUUGACAAUCUCAUCAAGGUUGGAUAUCAUGGCUGGAGUAGUCUCAUUUUAAGGGGCCUGGAUGACGAGUAUAGAGAGGUUCAGAGCUACAAAGCUGAGGCGAGAAGACGACUAGUCAAUGAAGGGUACCACAUAUGGGGGAUCACUGGAGAUCAGUGGAGCAGUUUUGAUGGGCACCCUGUUGCAAAAAGAACAUUCAAGCUUCCAAACUGUUUGUACUAUGUUUCCUGAUGAACACUACUAUAAGUGUGUGUCUGUAUCUAGUAUGAAGCAGUAGAUAUUGGCAGUGGUGAUGCUGCUACAUGCUUGUCUAUGGCAAUUACUGAACUUAAAGCAAAGAAAAUCACCCUUCAGUUUUCCCUAUUAUCAGUGAGAUUGGUGAACAUUCUCCUGUGUUGUUAGAUAUGUAUGUACUAAGGCUAUGUCCAAGAUACAUUUCCAUUGAAGCUACAUGAAAUAAUUAAUCUCUGGUUU
Molecule: messenger RNA, 1240 nt
Organism: Diospyros lotus (date-plum)
Lineage: Eukaryota; Viridiplantae; Streptophyta; Magnoliopsida; Ericales; Ebenaceae
Product: acid phosphatase 1-like
Exons: 4
Coding region: 224-997 (257 amino acids)
Molecular function (GO): acid phosphatase activity
Source: RefSeq, a predicted model, not a curated record